Molecule: messenger RNA, 1694 nt
Organism: Papaver somniferum (opium poppy)
Lineage: Eukaryota; Viridiplantae; Streptophyta; Magnoliopsida; Ranunculales; Papaveraceae
Exons: 7
Coding region: 56-1432 (458 amino acids)
Source: RefSeq, a predicted model, not a curated record
ACAAAAAUCUUCCUUCCAUCGAAACCCUGUAAUACCGCCCAUUUCUUCUCUCGCCAUGGGAGAAGAAGAUAGAGGAAGCUAUAGCGGAGCUUACGCGGCACCACCAUUAGUUUCACUAUCCUCAUUUUUCUCACCUUCUUCUACUUGUUAUUCUUCACGCCAAUUAUCGAGCAAUUUCAGUGAACCGAAUCGUCCGAUUCGUUCAGCUAGAAGACUCUCAUGGAUAAAUUUACAAGGUCGACUUGUUAAUGCAGAAGAAUCAAGUUCUUCUAAAGCCAUUGGAGGUUCAUUGAGUAAAGAAGAAGGCUUAGCUUGGGAUCUAUUUAGUCCCAUUCAUAGAAUUUUAAUUGUUGCCGUUGUCGCAGUUGCUGCUGCGGAUUUAAAGAAAUCUCGCCAGAUUUGGAAGCUUAAAAAAGCCAUCGAUCUUUGGGAUCAGGUGUUGCUAAGCAUGCAGGAGAAGCUGGAUAAUCUUUGUGUGCAGGUGAUUAAAACGAAGGACCAGGGUGACAUUGAGGAAGAUGUUUCACUCACAAAAAUUGAAGAAAUUCCAUUCAAUAAGGACAUAAAACUGGAACAAAGCAUUAUUCCUGUUUGCGGAUGUCGUCCUUGUGGUCAUCAUCAGGAUUUCUCGAAUGGGUUGAUGAAAGACUUUGGUGAGAAACCAAUUGGUGGAGAUGAAAUGUUCAAGUUCAAACCAGUCAUAAGUGGGGUGGAGCAAGAGGAACGCCGCAUGUCUGAUCUAUCUGAUUGGGGUUCGAGUCUCACAUCUGCUGCAGAUAUCCAGCUUAGUUCGCUAGCAUUAGAGCAAGAUAUCUAUAAUCUUCAAAGAGAAUGCGAAGAAAAAGACACAACCAUAAAGGAGUUAGCAUCUAUAGCUAAUGCAGUUGAUGCUACUGGUUCAAAGAGAAUCUCAGAGUUGGAAGAUGUCAUACGAAGGAAAAACUUAAUAAUUUCAAAGCUGAAGAAGGAUAUGGCCGUUCUAGAGCAGCAGGUUGUUCACCUUACCAGACUUCGAAGACCUUCUUCCUCUGCAUUAACAUUGAAAGUUAGUCAGCUACCAGUAAUGGCAGAUAAUCUCCUAUACGACAUGAGCUCUUCUAGUCCAUCUUCAUCAGAUUCUGAUACCCCUGUUGAGAAUCCACCACGGCCUUCAGUUUCUCAUGAACGAAGUGAAAUUACUCCUCCAAUUUGUCGAAAUGUUCCUGUGCAGACAGAUACUCAAACACCUUCUUCAGCAAAACCAUAUUUAUCUUUAACGAAGUCAACUAAUAAGUCUCCAAAGCUUCAAUCUGUUAGCCCUCUCACUGAGAAUUCUAUGAAUCAGAGAUCCGAUUCUGAAUUGUUGGUUAGUAAUGAAAUGCGAACGAGUGGGGAUCAUAAAAGGAAUAGGAGACGUUUUCAGCAACCUGGUUCAGCAAAGAGAUGGGUUUAGGUUAACAGAAAGUUAAUUUAUAGGGUAUAAAUGAGCAGUAUGAGUCCAAGACUAUAGGCGGAGAGACGAUAAUCAACCAAGAGUAUUAUCGGCUACUUGCACUUUUGAAAGCCUCUCGGAGAAAGCUUCGUGACGUUGUGUUAUUUGUAGCCUUUAAUCAGGACAACGAUCAAGCUGUAAAAGAGGAAGAAAAAUGUAGAGGAACCCUCUCAAUGAUGUAAUUCCUUCAUAAAUGUUUACCUAUAUAAAUUUAUUUCAGUAA